This is a messenger RNA of Aphanomyces invadans, 643 nucleotides long. RefSeq lists its product as hypothetical. The transcript is spliced from 3 exons. Bases 49 to 576 code for a protein of 175 amino acids. The record is from RefSeq and is a predicted model, not a curated record. NCBI's taxonomy places the organism in Eukaryota, Oomycota, Saprolegniomycetes, Saprolegniales, Verrucalvaceae.
UGUCUUAGUGUAAUUUAUCUUGCAUCGCGAAAGAUCCAACAUUGAGCCAUGCGCCUACCUACCGCCGUCGACGCUGUUGCUGCGGCUGCAGGGAUUAUGGCCCUCUGCCUUGCUGAAGAAUCCCCGCGGUAUGAAAGGACGUCAAGGCAAGUGCAUGAAUCGGCAAUAGUGCAAGCAGCUAACUUUGCUGUCGACGAACUGAAGAAGUUGUCGGACACGGGGAUUUAUACAUCGUUGGACUUGGUCCAGAUCAAGAACGCGUCGACUCAGGUGGGCGAGUUUCACUUUAUGACGUACAUGCAUCUAGACCUCGCGUCACCACACUACAAAAGCCGCCAACCCGUUGAAUCUUUCUCGGUUGUUGUCAUGCAGAGCAAGGCUGACGACGUGUGGAGUUUUGCCAUCGAUGAUUUUCCUGUCAUGGACGAAGACGCCAUCGAAAUGUAUUGGAUCGACAUGGUCGAGAAACGUCGUCGAGCGCGCGAGGCAGUGUUUGCCGACUGGAGUGGCGACGAUAUCAACUCGCAACCAUCGCCACCUGUCCAAGAACGCACAUACUCGAAAGAUGAGCUAUAGUGGCGCCAUGUUUACAUGGUGUGUGCAGUGCACGUUGAGUACAUGGGUAAUUUCUACUCAGCCGGAA